Messenger RNA from Cinara cedri, 384 nucleotides. NCBI's taxonomy places the organism in Eukaryota, Metazoa, Arthropoda, Insecta, Hemiptera, Aphididae. The record is from the annotation of a GenBank genome assembly.
AUGUUAAUUGCAUUUUUCGUUUCAAAGGGCCUGAUUCACUGUGAAUUUGUUUCAAAUGGACAGACGGUGAAUGCUAAAUUUUAUUUAGAAGUGAUGAAGCGUCUAAUGCCCCGUAUUCAUCGAAUCCGACCCGAAUACCGCCUUCCAGGCAGUUGGACUCUUUUGCAAGACAAUGCUCCAGCAAAUACAGCGACACUUUUAACACGUUUUUACGCUGAAAAUAAAAUUAUCGUCCUCUCUCAUUCACCCUAUUCACCAGAUUUGGCUCCUGCAGAUUAUUUUUUAUUUCCAAAGCUCAAGUUGAAAAUAAAAGGUCACUUUUUUGACGACAUUCCUGCAGUUCAAAGAGCUUGUACAAAGCACAAAGGCAAUUUUGUAAAAUGA